GGCGCAGCGCCAUGAUGUCAGACGCCUAAAGGGGCGGAGCUGCGGCGGGAAGGAGGAGGGAAGUAGGCCUUCAACAUGGCGGCCGUGGUACUGGCGGUGGCUACGGUGACGGUCUGGCCCGGGGCGGAUAGAGUUGGAAGAGGAGGUGUUCGCUCUCCCUAGGGGCAGCGGGAGCCAGGCAGGGACUGAGCCCGGGAGGCCGGGCGGAGCCAGCACCUUUCAGCUUUCUGGACGGCAGCGGCAUUCAGGUUCUAAAUGGCUUCUAAGAAGUUGGGUACAGAUUUUCAUGGGACUUUCAGUUACCUUGAUGAUGUCCCAUUCAAAAUAGGAGACAAAUUCAAAACACCAGCUAAAGUUGGUCUACCUAUUGGCUUCUCCUUGCCCGAUUGCUUACAGGUUAUCAGAGAGGUGCAGUAUGACUUCUCCUUGGAAAAGAAAACCAUUGAGUGGGCUGAAGAUAUUAAGCUAAUCCAAGAAGCUCAGCGAGAUGCGGAGCGGAAGGCUGAGGAUGCGGAAGCUAAAGUGAAUUCUAAGAGUGGCCCAGAGGGUGACAGCAAAAUGAGCUUCUCCAAGACUCACAGUGCAGCCACAAUGCCGCCUCCGAUUAACCCCAUCCUCGCCAGCUUACAGCACAACAACAUCCUCACUCCAACUCGGGUCAGCGGUAGUACCACAAAGCAGAAAGUUCUCAGCCCACCCCACACAAAGGCAGAUUUCAACCCUGCUGACUUUGAGUGUGAAGAGGACCCGUUUGAUAAUCUGGAGUUAAAAACCAUCGAUGAGAAGGAAGAGCUGAGAAACAUUCUGGUAGGAACCACUGGACCCAUAAUGGCUCAGUUGCUGGACAGUAACUCACCCAGAGGAAGCUCAGGGUCUGUGUUACAGGACGAGGAGGUCUUGGCGUCCUUGGAGCAGGCAACCUUAGAUUUCAAGCCUCUUCAUAAACCCAAUGGCUUUAUAACCUUACCACAGUUGGGCAACUGUGAAAAGAUGUCGCUGUCUUCCAAAGUGUCCCUCCCCCCUAUCCCUACAGUAAGCAAUAUCAAGUCUCUGUCCUUCCCCAAACUUGACUCUGAUGACGGCAGUCAGAAGGCAGUCCAGCUUGCGAGCACUUUCCAUAGCACAUCCUGCCUCCGAAGUGGCACAGCCCGGAGUUUCCUAAAGCCUGCCACCCAAAGCAGUGCCAGUGAGCUCAAUGGGGACCAUGCUCUUGGGCUUUCAGCUUUGAACUUGAACAGUGGCGCCGAGGUGCCAACCCUGACAUCUUCCCAGAUGCCUUCCCUCUCUGUCUUGUCUGUGUGUGCAGAAGAAUCAUCACCUCCAAAUCCAUGUCCCACGGUCACCCCUCUAAACUUCUCAGUGUCCCAAGUGCCCAACAUGCCCAGCUGUCCCCAGGCCUAUUUCGAACUGCAGGCACUGUCUCCGAGUGAGCGGCAGUGUGUGGAGACAGUAGUCAACAUGGGCUACUCAUAUGACUGUGUCCUGAGAGCCAUGAAGAAGAAAGGAGAGAAUAUCGAGCAGAUUCUCGACUAUCUCUUUGCACAUGGACAGCUUUGUGAGAAGGGCUUUGACCCUCUUUUAGUGGAAGAGGCUCUGGAAAUGCACCAGUGUUCAGAAGAAAAGAUGAUGGAGUUUCUUCAGUUGAUGAGCAAAUUUAAAGAAAUGGGCUUUGAACUGAAAGACAUUAAGGAAGUUUUGCUAUUACACAACAAUGACCAGGACAAUGCUUUGGAAGACCUCAUGGCCAGGGCUGGAGCCAGCUGAGACCAGGCCCUGCCACAGCCCUGCCACAGCACCACCAUCCCCCAGGAGAACCUGCACAGCUCACUUGUGGGGAAGAAGGGACAUGCUUCCAGAUUUUCUUUGGGGGUUAGGUCAGGUGUGGAGAUGACAUUUGCUAGUCUCUGUGAGCCCAGGCCCGAGCUAGGGGGAAAAGUAGGAAGACUUGGGUACAAAUGCCCUGCUGGCUCCUUCAAUAUUAAACAUAUCUGUAUUUUGAGAAGUGUCCUUCCCACAUUGGCCUUUCAGAAAGAAUACUUGGAUCUUUCUGGGGUCUCUUAUUUCUUCAGCCAAAAUCUGGCCUGGCUCCCCAGAGGCGUGGGAAGAAGAGGAGGGGCAGACUGCUGCUGUUUGGGGGCUAGAUGCUUUCCUCUCAGCCACACCAUAGGCAGACUGAACUCUAACCCAAGUUGAAUACAAGAGAGGUUCUUCCAGGGGCCCACCUCCCCCAGCAGUCCUUAGUGUUACACUGGUUCUGGAAUGUCUCUGCGGUACAAAAGAUGCACUUUUCCUCAUGGGCAGAGUCUUCUGCUAGGCGGUUCCCACGUGUCCCUGUCCAGACUGUUUCUUUUGGCUUAGACCAUGACCCUCUACUGCCCAGGGCACUGGAGCCCCUGUGCUAGGAAGCUGUUGUCAGGUUGAGUGAUGACUGGCCCCUUCUCAGCACACUGAGCUGGAGAGAAAACAGGCCAUGACUGGUCACUCAGCACUAACCCCCAGUUCCUGACCAGCCUCCUCCAGCCCUGCUUUAGGACAACACGAGUAACAUCUAGGCAUAGAAACCACUCUGGUUUGUUUCUAUUAUGUUCGACACCAUUAAAGAUAUAACACAGUCUUGAAUCUAAAAUAAUUUGCUAACUAUUUUGAUUCUUCAGAGAACUACUAAUAAAAACCUAAAAGGUA
This is a messenger RNA of Peromyscus eremicus (cactus mouse), 2682 nucleotides long. It is a transcript of the gene Ubap1, whose product is annotated as ubiquitin associated protein 1. The transcript has 7 exons. The coding region runs from base 256 to 1764 and encodes 502 amino acids. The record is from RefSeq and is a predicted model, not a curated record. NCBI's taxonomy places the organism in Eukaryota, Metazoa, Chordata, Mammalia, Rodentia, Cricetidae. Gene Ontology annotation, molecular function: ubiquitin binding. Gene Ontology annotation, cellular component: ESCRT I complex. Gene Ontology annotation, biological process: ubiquitin-dependent protein catabolic process via the multivesicular body sorting pathway.